Messenger RNA from Phaedon cochleariae (mustard beetle), 679 nucleotides. The record is from the annotation of a GenBank genome assembly. NCBI's taxonomy places the organism in Eukaryota, Metazoa, Arthropoda, Insecta, Coleoptera, Chrysomelidae.
GCUCUUUCCAUCACUCACUCAAUCGAAAUGUAGGAAUUAACGUCAAAAGUCAUCAAUCUUUAACGUACAAAAUCUCCGUGUAUCAUCUCAAUGUACAAAUAGAAAAUGAAAAAACCACGAAAACGAAACCCAAAUGGGUGGACGCCAUUCUAAAAAGCCGUCGGCCCAAAAAAGACAAAUGACCGAACUGAGGGAAGCAUUUUUGAUGUUCGACAAAAACAAGGACGGUGAGAUAUCCAAGGCAGAGCUUGGUAGAGUGAUGAGGUUCCUGGAUUUCAGGCCGACGGACAACGAAUUGAAUCAGAUGAUCAGAGCAGCCGAUAUUGAUGGAAACGGUACCAUCAACUUUGACGAAUUCUUAGUAAUGAUGACGAAACACGCCCAGCAAAUCGACGAAGAGGAAGAAAUCCGCCAAAUUUUCAGAACUUUCGACAAGCGUCACAAAGGAAUUAUUUAUCCCCAGGAUAUAAAGGCAGUAAUGGCUGAACUCGGAGAAGAAUUGACCCAAGAAGAGAUCGACGCGAUGAUUGUCGAAGUGGAUCCCAACAGGAGUGGUCUAAUAGAUUACAAAAAAUUUGAAAUCUUGAUGAAAAACCUUAUGUAUUCAUAACAAAUAAUUAUAUAUUUAUUCAGCAUUCUCACAAUACUGAAAUAAAAUUAAUUUGGUAAACCUUCUACU